Messenger RNA from Lucilia cuprina (Australian sheep blowfly), 466 nucleotides. RefSeq lists its product as uncharacterized. The transcript has 3 exons. Bases 83 to 466 code for a protein of 127 amino acids. The record is from RefSeq and is a predicted model, not a curated record. Gene Ontology annotation, molecular function: corticotropin-releasing hormone binding. Lineage: Eukaryota; Metazoa; Arthropoda; Insecta; Diptera; Calliphoridae. Gene Ontology annotation, biological process: negative regulation of corticotropin-releasing hormone receptor activity; negative regulation of corticotropin secretion; hormone-mediated signaling pathway.
ACAGGCAUGGCCAAAUGUUAAAAGAACAUUUGAAUUAUACCCGCCAGCAAGCACAUAUGAAUUGCAUACUAUAACAGAUUGCAUGCAUGUUGCAUCAGAAGCCGGUGAUUAUGCCUUUAAGAAGCAACCUACUCGUGCAACAUUUUUCGCCAAUGGUAAUAUAAACAGCAACAACAACGAGGACAGCGAAACUGCAGCAGCUCUUUUGCAACUAGAAGAUUCCCUACAAGUUUGUGGUCUCUAUGUGGUGGGUGAACCCGAUACCAUUGUGGAAAUAACCAUGAAACACUAUGAUGUUAAUUGUGAAAGUGGUGGUCUAAUGGCGUUUGUGGAUGGUUGGGAAUUAAAUGGUGAAUAUUUUCCCAGUAUAAAGGAUCAUCAUCGUUCAUUGGAUGAAAGAGUACAGGAGUUUUGCAACAAUUACAAACAAUGGUGGGUAGUAGAUUACCAUAAUUUUUUGGGUUAA